AAUGAGAAAGCAGUCAAAAGACGAAAAAUCAACCCUUUUGUGUAUCUUCUGUAUUUCAAAUGUAACGCUUAAAACAACCGUCAAAUGGCUGCGUACGGCUGUCUAAAUGGCUGCAUCCGUUAACAUACGUAACGCCUGCCAGUGUUCGUACACCGAUUAGGAUGAUUUAGAAUUGGAUUUCAAAUAUUUUUUCAUUUCGAAAAGCUGCAUAUUUAAAAAUAAUAUUUUUUUGGUAAGGUAACUGAGCAAAUUAUUAAAUUACUUAUAUUAUUUCUAGCAUUCGCUGUACCACAAUGAUUAUGAUGUCUGACUUUUAUAGCUUGAACUCUGUUUUACGACAAACACAAUUAAAUUCAAAUCAAAGGCGAUCAUUACUCAUUAAGACUACAGACAUACUUUGUGCCGGUUGUUUUAAAACUGUCUCGUGGCAAUGAAAUCUAAUUGGACUUGAACACCUUUAAAGGACACACGAGAUAAUGCCUGCAUUUCUACAUCCAGACAACAGUUCUAAGAAAUACACAGAGAGAGAGAACAGUUUGUGUGUCACUUUCUCCUCUUUCUAUUUCUACUGCCCUCUUCACCGGCAAAUGGCACCGUUAGACUCACCGUUUAAACAACAGCUUGUUUUGUCUAAAGUCCUUAUCCGGAUUCCAGCUCGUGCUGCAAAUCCCCUGCAAACUGAUUCUUGGAAUCAUCUAUCAGAUCGCGACGCGAUUAGCCGGACGAACGAUCUUACAAUCUAUCGGGUGGAUGAUUUCAUAAGCGUAAGUAACAGUUUGCGGAUGAAGGUGCCAGUUACUGGAUGAAAGCAAAAACAAAACAAUGUUGUGCUACAAAUUCUAACCGGUGUGUUAAAUAGACAACAGGCUAGCGAGACAGCUGGCUGGUGUGCCCCGAGGAGGUAGGGUAAUACAAUGUUUAGUAAACACAUGGCAAUGGGUGGAUCUUGUUAUUAGCCGACGUUCACGUGAGGCAAAAAUUAAACCUUGCAUAGACUGCCAACGCCGUCGACAAGCACCUAGGCCAUACACUUAGUCGCUCCAUUGAUUUAAUGGGCUCAGUUCUGCGGUAAACAACGCGCAUGUUUGUGUUGUUUUACGCAUGUAAAAUUUUAAAAAAUUUCCCACUGCCCACACCGCAUCAACAAGCAGCGGUGGUUGUUGGUUGUUUUAGCAAACAAGACAAAGCCGUUACUACCGAAUUUCUUAAAGUCACCCCUGUUCCCUUAUCAAGCGAGAGGGUGAGCAAGAUGUUUACUGCAGCCCAGUCGCCCCGACAACAUUAACUCCUGAAUAACUUCCCCAACCGUGUUUGGGUGUGUUUAUGUGUGUGAGUGUGUGUAUGCUUGGUUUCUACGCAGUGCAUCGUCGGUCAAGGAUUGUCCUCAUAAUUGGUAAGAUCGUCAGUGACAACACCACAGCCUUACCUCAUCACAUAAAAGGGAAGCGACAGCCAGCAGCGCAACACAGGUAAGCACGUGGUCGCUGGUGUUGCAACCGUUUGGAAGCGAAUUGACACACAAUUCGCAUUGUAUCGCACAAAUGUCUGGCCGACCGUCUUAUGUCGAUCAUCAAUCAAUUCAGCUUACAGCGGAGGCUGUAAACGUAGAGUAACAGGCAAGACGAGCCACGAACUGAGAAGCGACGACAAUGACGAUAAUGCUUCCCCUGUCGAUGGCCGACUGUGUCGAUUAGACAACAAUUCGGACCGAACCGGACUGAUAAUGGGAAAUUCGAGCCACCGAGCCACUGGCAGGAGGUAAGACGGACGAACGAUUAGCACCGGGCACACGGGGGCAAGCCCGCGUUGUAGAAUGAACAAGCGAACCGAUCGCGUACGAAGAAGAGCCCAACGAUCUCGGGCCGUGGCAGUGGGGAAAAAUCUUCGCGAUUCUCGCUGCCGUGCCCCAUUUAAGCGGUGGCAGUGGCCAAGGUAAGACUAGCAGCCGUCCAGUCAGGAGUGUUGACAAGUGAGUUGCAGCAGCAAGUGGCAGCAGCAACUGUGAGUGAUAAGUGGAGUGAUUUUUUGCGAAUUUGGUGAACAUUCGUUAUUAGUUCCGGUGAUUAGAAAUCGAGAGUGGGUUCGAAUUGAACCGUUUUACCUUUACCUAUCCGGAGAAGCGCAUCCGCCAUCGAAGCAACCAAACCCGGAAACUCCACACUUGACCCACCACGCCACUGCCAAGAUGAUGUCCAGAAAGCUGAUCGAUGAAAGCCGGGAAGGAUACCUGGAGAAUGAAAACUCCCCCUUCCUGAUCAGCAACUACGGGUACGGCAAGGACAGCGUGAAGGUGAUGCACGUGGUGCGCAGCGGGCUGGUGCACACGAUAAAAGAGUUUGAGGUGGGCACAAAGCUGAAGCUACGCAGCCAGAAGGACUAUCUUGAGGGCGAUAACAGUGACAUUGUGGCAACGGAUUCGCAGAAAAACACCGUCUACCUGUUGGCGCGCAAGCACGGCCUCAAGUCACCGGAAGAGUUUGGCAUCCUGCUGUGUCAUCACUUUCUCAGCAAGUACUCGCACGUGGAGGAGGUGUCGAUACACAUCGAGGAGUAUCCGUGGUCGCGGAUGGGCUUCGGUACCGGCCCGUACAAGGAUCUGCAUAAUCACGCGUUCGUCUUCACGCCGACCGCCAUCCGGUACACGGACGUCACGCAGAAGCGAACCGAAAUCAAACCGACCGUCAUCAGUGGGCUGACGGAUUUGCGCGUCCUCAAGACGACACAGUCGGCGUUCGUGAACUUUGUCAACGAUGAGUAUCGCUCGCUGCCCGACCAGCACGACCGUAUCUUCAGCACGGUGGUCCGUUCCUCCUGGCAGUACUCGACCGUGACGGGCGUUGAUUUUGAUUACUGCUGGAACAAGGUGAAGCAGUGCAUCCUGAACAACUUUGCGGGCGAAACGGAGAAGGGCAUCUUUUCGCCGAGCGUCCAGAACACGCUCUACCUGGCGGAGAAGCAGGUGCUGGAGACGAUACCGGAAAUUUCGUCCAUCGACAUGACGAUGCCAAACAAGCACUACUUCACGUUCGACUUCAGCAAGUUCCCGAAGGUGGUGAACGAGGUCGAGCUGAAGGAGGAGACGGUGUACGUGCCGGUGGACAAGCCGGCGGGCAUCAUCUACGCCCAGCUCGAUCGGAAAUCGGAUCAGUACGUGAAGAGUAAGCUGUGAGAUGGAUGCCUGUGGUCGAUGGAUGGAGAACUGUGACCCGCGAAACCUGGAAACGCUAGUGGACUGUUUGGUCUUUGUUUUUAUUCUAUGAACGCUAAGGUGUGUCCUCAAGUAAACGUUAGCGUAAGUGAUGAUGUCAUGCCAAGCUUCUUAGCAUGGUCAUCUUGGCUGGAAUGUACCUCUGUCCCGUGAAUUAUUGCUGAAUGUUUGCACGACUUUGAAGCGCCAAUUGUUAUUACUUAUCGUUUGUUUUUGUGGUCAAAAUGAUGCUCCAAAAAGGUUAUGAUUCAUGCAAACAAACGACACUUUUCGAAUGUUUGCGAGGUGGGCAGUGAAGAGUGAAAUAAUUAAUUCUUUGUAAUUGAUGCACACACCCUUUGGAACAUGCAUCAAAGGAUUGGAGGGAAAAUCAAUUUGUUUGAUUGAAGCGUUGAGUGUGGGAAGUGCAUUUGUAUCUUUUUUUUGUGCAUUUAUUACACUCCCACAGAGUAGCAGAGCAGCCAGAACGUUCCAGUUUGAUUGUUAAUAUAAGUCGAUAAGGAUAAUUUUAUCUCAAUAAAUGAUAUUAUAGCAUUA
Messenger RNA from Anopheles gambiae (African malaria mosquito), 3745 nucleotides. It is a transcript of the gene Uro, whose product is annotated as uricase. The transcript has 5 exons. Gene Ontology annotation, biological process: purine nucleobase catabolic process; urate catabolic process. Lineage: Eukaryota; Metazoa; Arthropoda; Insecta; Diptera; Culicidae. The record is from RefSeq and is a predicted model, not a curated record. Gene Ontology annotation, molecular function: urate oxidase activity. Gene Ontology annotation, cellular component: peroxisome. Bases 2186 to 3169 code for a protein of 327 amino acids.